Molecule: messenger RNA, 1395 nt
Organism: Trichosporon asahii var. asahii CBS 2479
Lineage: Eukaryota; Fungi; Basidiomycota; Tremellomycetes; Trichosporonales; Trichosporonaceae
Exons: 7
Coding region: 1-1395 (464 amino acids)
Source: RefSeq, a predicted model, not a curated record
AUGGUCGCUCUGUACCUUGCGCUGACGGCUUGCGGCGCCGUUAUCGCCACAGCGUCCGCCGCCAGCCUGCUCUGGAUCGUGCUCUGUCUCGUCCUCGCACACGCCCUCCCCUUUGCGGCUUAUCUCCUGCUCGCCCAGACCGAUGCGCCCAAGCACUCGGGCAGCAUAUUUCUGCCCCUUUCCCCUGGUGAGUUAGGGAUUUCUCUGGGAAUCAGUGUUACGGCAAACUCGGGCUGCACUCAGGCUGCUCGGGCUGCACCCGGCCCGCACGACCCGGUCUGCGGACCCUCUCUGUGGCUGCAGCAGACCAAAUUGCACGCGCCGUGGGUAGAACUGAAAGUGAAACUGACCAAGACAGCGAGACACCUCGGACUCCUCGUUGCGGUGGUCAACUAUGUCUGGUUCGUCGCUACCACAGUGCCGCGCUUCGUGCUCGCGUCCGUGCAGACUGCGAUUGCACUCUGGCGCGCGUCGUCCAAGACAUACCCGCCUGCCGCCGUGCUCGAGAACAUACGGCGCAACAUCUCGUACCACCACAAGCCGAGGUGCAAGCUCGAUGUCUUCCUUGCCCAUUCGCGCCCGGCACCCAGCCCGCGGCCACAGAGCAGCCCGCCCAUCUCGCGCGUUUCGUCUGUCACAACGCUCCCCGAUGUCGACGUCGGCAGCCAAGUCGACGGCGAGUUCCCGCCCGGAACGUGGGGUGACCUCGCCCCCGGUUCUCCGAUCAACGGCGACCCGAACCUGAGCCCGGUCGUCAUGCUCGUGUACGAUGUUGGAACCAUGGGUCCGAUCAAGCCACAGAAGUGGAUGUUCUGGCUGCUCGGGAACAAGCUCGCCCAGCAGGGCUACGGUAAGCUUGACGAAGCACGCGACGUGCGGCACGCUCUCUCGUGGGUGCGCAAGGAGAUUGCGAACUACGGCGGUGAUCCGGGCAACAUCCACCUAAUGGGCCACGGUCUCGGUGCGCACCUGGCGCUGUACACGAUCUCGCAAGCAGCGGUUGUGCACUCGCGCGACAGACUCGAGAUCCUGAACGCGGCGAGCCAGUGGAGCCACUUCGCGGGACAGCAGCGCGAGAUCCCGAACGGGUUGAAGAGCUUGCGCGUGUACGCUCCCGAGGCAGACCUCCCGCCCAUCCGUGGUGUCAUCAUGCUCUCACCGAUCGCCGACAUCAUCAAGCAGACUGUCUCCCGGAGAAGGCUCUCAUCAUCCAUGGGUAAGCUUCAUAAAGGCAUCUGGCUCGCGGACCUGCUGAACGGGCUCGACAUGGGCGUCACCAUCAAGCAGUACAAGCUCGCUCAUUUCGACGUCGUGACCAGCAUGAUGACGGGAUUCCGCGGCAAGAGCACCGACUGGCUCCUGCAUGAUAGUGAGCUAGUCGAUCCUUCACGUUGA